AUGUAGGAUUAUAGAGGCAAUUUCAAGAGAAUUGAAUUUGGAGUGCAAUAGACUCCUGUUAAAUCUACGACCAAUAUGAAUGAUUUUCAGUCUUCUUAAAAAUUAAAAUAUGAGCAAAUGAGCAAUAAACCCUAAUCAGUCAAUGUUAGUUUUGUUAAUGCUCCUGUAACGAUGGUGUCGAAAGAGCUAUUCACAUUAUAAAUACCAGUUAAAGUUAAAUAAUUGACUGAUGAUUGGAAUACAUAAUUAACUUUGAAAAUGAUUAUGCAAUCAAAUCAAUAAGCACAUGGAUAAACAUUAAGAAUUGAAUUGACAGAUGAUACAAACUUGUCAUUUUUACAAAUAUUGGAUUUAAAUGAGGGGGAGUUUUUGGCAUUGAAAAACGAAUAAAGUUUGCAUGUAGACUUUGCAACAUUUCCUAUGAAAUUAGCAGACCUAUUAUAAUUAUGCAUAAAUAGUUAAAGAGAUGAAAAAGUAAAGUAUAUAAUUAAAGAGAUUAUUUUAGCUUCUACGUUUCUUUGGAAACCAAGAAUGGAGAAUCAAACCUUGCAGUAAUUGAAAAUAACGAAUUCAAGAAAUUAACUCAUUUAUCAUUGAGAUUAAGAAGUGCUACAGAUGAUAUACUAAAAUACUUCUUAGCAAAUAAAUUGGCAAUAGAAAAAUAGGAGAAUGAAGAAUUGCACAAAAAAACCAAGAAAUUAACAGAGCAAUUAGAUGAGAAAUAAUGGGAACUAGAGAAUUUGAAAUCAGAAGUCAGAAAAUUUACAGAGGAUAACAAUGCUGUUCUUCAAUAAGUAUAAUUGGAUGAACAAAAGAAGUUAAAUGACUUUAGAGAGUAAGCUUUAAGUAAGGAAACAAAUUUUAAAAGAGAAAGUGAAAAUGAAAAGCAAUUUAUAAUAGAAAAAUAUGAAAAAAUUGUGUUAGAAUUAUAAAAUAAAUACAUUUAAUUGCAAUAAAUAAAUUAAGAUUUAUCAGAAUAAAAGAUACAACUUACUUAAUAAGAAAAAGAGUUGAAGAAUAGAUUUGCAAUAAUUUAAUAAGAAUCUUAAUAAUUAUAAAAGGAGAAUUCAGAGUUUAGAAUAAUAAAUAAAGAACUGGAUACUCUUAAGUUUACUUAAGAAAGAUAAAUCAUAGAGUUGAGAAUCUAGAAGGAAGGAUUAGAAAAAUUAUUACGUGAUAAGGAGGAUUUCUUGAGCAAUAAAUAAUAAUUAGUAGAUAAUGAAAAAAAGUAAAAUGUAAAUAACUAUAUUAAAUUUUUAGGUUAUUUUAGAAGAGUAAGCAAAUAAUUAAAAGAAACAAAUUGAUAAACUUGAAUAGAGAAUAGCAGUGAUGAGUGACGAAGUCAUUAAGGGAAAUUAAAUCAUUGAAAAAUUAGAAAAUGAGUUAAGCAAACAAAAGGAAAAAAUUAAAUUAAAAAAUGCAGUUGUUCUUCAAUAAGAGUAAACUGUAUAAUAGUUAUAAGAUGCUAAUGAUUAAAGCAGCAAACAAAUUAAUGAAUGUAAUAAUCUUAUCGAUUAUAAUUAUAGUGAGAAGAGAAAAAGACAGUUUAGAGUUGAAAUACAAAGAUUAAGAAAAUACUAAUUUAGAUCUGAAAAACAAAUUGGCGGAAAGUUAGAAACUGCUUGAAUCCAAUAAUUAAAUGAUAUAGUAUUUAAAUAAAUGCUUGAAUGAAACCAAAGUUUAAGCACCAGCUUAGAUGCCUGGUUUUUCAACAUUAAAAAGCCAAACCUUUACAAAGUAUACCUCUCCAAUUCCUUUAUAAGAAGAUGUAUAAAUUCAAGUUUAUAUUUUUAGAGAAGCUUCAGAAAUUAAAGUGUAACUUAUUAACAGAAUCUAAAUAAUGUAUCUUAGAUAUCGAAUGCAACGAUAUAAAAUAAGUUUAAUUUCUGAAGAUUAUUUUAAAAUAAC
This is a messenger RNA of Paramecium octaurelia, 1908 nucleotides long. NCBI's taxonomy places the organism in Eukaryota, Ciliophora, Oligohymenophorea, Peniculida, Parameciidae. The record is from the annotation of a GenBank genome assembly.